Molecule: messenger RNA, 2000 nt
Organism: Ectocarpus siliculosus
Lineage: Eukaryota; Phaeophyceae; Ectocarpales; Ectocarpaceae
Source: the annotation of a GenBank genome assembly
AUGGCAACAGAAGCGUCGGAGGGAGGCGGGGCAUCUACUCCCGAUGCCGUCGCUGCCCACUACACCCCGCAAAACAUCUUGAUCACCGGUGGCGCGGGCUUCAUCGCUUCCCACCUCGUCAUACUUCUGGUGGAGAAGUACCCGCAGUACAACAUCGUCGUCUUCGACCGCUUGGACUACUGCGCGUGCCUGGAGAACUUGGACUGCAUCGCGCAGAAGCCCAACUACAAGUUCGUGAAGGGGAACAUCUGCUCGUCGGACAUGGUCACGUACGUCCUGCGGGAGGAGAAGAUCGACACGAUCCUGCACUUCGCGGCGCAGACCCACGUGGACAACUCCUUCGGGAACUCCUUCCAGUUCACCCAGAACAACAUCUACGGCACGCACGUCCUCCUCGAGAGCGCCAAGAAGGUGGGCAUCAAGCGAUUCGUGCACGUGUCCACCGAUGAGGUAUACGGCGAGGGCGAGCACGACCAGGAGCCAAUGUUCGAGGACAACGUCCUAGAGCCCACUAACCCUUACGCCGCCACCAAGGCCGGCGCGGAGUUCAUCGCGAAGGCGUACUUCAGGUCGUUCAACUUGCCGGUGAUCAUCACGCGAGGGAACAACGUGUACGGACCGCACCAGUACCCUGAGAAGCUCAUCCCCAAGUUCAUCAACCAGCUCAUGAGGGGCAAGAAGCUCACGAUCCACGGCACAGGGAGCAACAAGAGGAACUUUCUCCACGUGGCCGACGUCGCGACGGCCUUCGAGAAAAUCCUUCACGCGGGGGUGGAGGGAAGCAUCUACAACAUAGGGGGCACGAACGAGCACUCGGUCUUGAAAGUCGCCAGGGACCUCAUGAGGAUCUUCGAACUGCCUUCGGAAGAUGGGGACAAGGCCACCGAGUUUGGGGAUGACAGGGUUUUCAACGACCUGCGGUACACGAUCAACAGCGACAAACUCGCCGCGCUAGGGUGGAAGGAGGAGAAAACCUGGGAGCAGGGGCUGAAGGAGACGGUGGAGUGGGUACCGGACCAACAGCAGCCGCUUCGGAGACAAUCGAGCACUGCCUCGUGGCGCAUCCCCGCGCGGGGCUGGGACAGGAGGAGAGCUCCUCGGUGGUCUGACGGUGUGUUGUGUUGCAGAUUUUGCCCGCUCGUGUAGGACAAACGUGUUGGGUUGGCUGGGUAAAGAGGAGAGCUCGAUGGUGAUGUGUUGAGGUGCAGAUUUGGUCCGCUGUACGGGGGGGGGUGAUAUCUUGCGUAUGUCACCUACGAUUGCGGGGCUGGGCCAAGAGGAGGCUCUCGGUGGUCUAAUGAUAUGUCAAGCGGCAGAAAUGGCCGGCUAGACUCAAGGACAAAAAGUCAGCUAUUAAUAGUUAGCUCAUGAUAGGAUCAGGUUUUGUGUACGGACAGGAGAAUUGCUUUGCAGGAAACGCACCUCUGCGGUCGGUGAAUUCCACACCAUUUCCUUGCAAUAGUUUCUCCCGCUCAACGGCGCGGUGGCGGACGAAUUAGGACGCCGAGACCUUGACUCGAAUUGGCGUUUCUUAGCAACAGUAUUCUAGCCGGCGGACCGAAAUCUGUACACUAGCGUGGUAACGGGCAACACGGGGUGUCGAUUUGCACGCACCGGCGUCGGCGCGGCCACCCUCCGCGCACUGCGGCGUUGGGAGCACCGGUGCUUGGGUGGGCGUAGGCGGGAGGCUUUGAAACCUGCCAGCCGACAGCGCGACGCGACUGCUGCGGGUAACAAAUCAGCUGCUACUACCGGCUCUUGUCGACAAACGCCGCCGUUGCGUGCGGAGAUGCUAUCGGCCGUGGUAGCGCUGGCGUGUUCCGACCAUCAGCUGUUUUACCUGCGGACGACCGCCUUCGGCACGAAGCCGGGUGGUAGGCGGGAACAGAGGCCGUGGCCGUGUGUAGGGAGGCGCUAGGCCAGGCAGUGGCGUUCGAUUGGCGGUCAGCAUUCCCGAGGGAGGAGGAUAACUGCGGUUGCGUGACUUGUGCCACUGUGGU